CGACGACGACGAUGACGAUGUCGUCGCCGGCGUCCACCCACCGCCUCCUUCCCUCGCGCGCCGCCGCCGGCCGAGCUGCGGCUCGGAGCAGAGGCCGGCUCGGGGUGGUGCGCGCGGAGGUGGCCGCGGCGGCGGCGGCGGCUCCGGCCUACACCUCCGACUCGCUCAUCCUCUACUUCAAGGCGGAGGGCACCAUGGAGGAGAGGGCCAUCCCCAAGAUCACCCAGGCCCUCGAGGGUGUGGAGGGCGUCGGCGACCUGGAGGUGCUCAUCGAGGAAGGCAUCGGAAGUGUUGUGUUAAGGAAGGAGACGACUGUGCAAGCUACUGGAGUGGCCUCAAACCUGGUAGAAGCCAUCCAGGGAGCUGGCUUCAAGCUGCAAACACUUAGCCUCAGCUUCGACGAUUUUAACGAGGAGGUGGCCACUGUCGCAGGUGAAGACGACGAACAAGCCACGGAGUGAGUGGCUGUAUCAUGUCAUCAGCUGCUGGUCAGAGCUACUCCAAUUUUUGCAAUACAUAUAACUUGCUAUCGUUAUUGCCGCUUGUCGACAUGCUGUUUGAGGAAGUUCAUUUAAGUUCUAGCUUAUGGCCGACAAAGGAGGAAAUGAUGUUUUUACUUGUGUAUUCUGAUUAAAAUGUUGCUGAAAAUUUGCUUUCAAGGUCCA
Molecule: messenger RNA, 665 nt
Organism: Oryza brachyantha (malo sina)
Lineage: Eukaryota; Viridiplantae; Streptophyta; Magnoliopsida; Poales; Poaceae
Exons: 3
Coding region: 12-461 (149 amino acids)
Cellular component (GO): chloroplast
Source: RefSeq, a predicted model, not a curated record